AGAACAAGAGGAAAGUAUGGGGAAGGAGCCAAGCAGGAGACGUUCACUUUUGCCUUAACUUUGGUCUUCAUCCAAUGUGUGAUCAACGCCGUGUUUGCCAAAAUCUUGAUCCAGUUUUUUGACACUGCCAGGGUGGAUCGAACUCGGAGUUGGCUCUAUGCUGCCUGUUCUAUCUCCUAUCUGGGGGCCAUGGUCUCCAGCAACUCGGCACUGCAGUUUGUCAACUACCCAACUCAGGUCCUUGGUAAAUCCUGCAAACCAAUUCCAGGUAAGGAGAAGAAGAUGGUCUCCCAUCUUCCAUCCUCACUUCCUAUCAUAAACCCUCCCCUUCUCUGCUGGAGCUCUGAGUCCCUCCAGGCCUCAUCAUCCCAUUAUAGCUACCUCCAGGACUCCCUCCAUUCCGAGUCCUGUGUCCUGGGUCAGGGAGCAGUCCUAUUGGCCACCUCACCGCAGGGUACAACCUUUCUUUUCCAGUUAUUAUCUUUGACCCUGGAUGGACUCACAGGUGUUUCCCAGGACCACAUGCGGGCUCAUUACCAAACAGGCUCCAACCACAUGAUGUUGAACAUUAACCUUUGGUCGACAUUGCUGCUGGGAGCUGCGAUCCUGUUCACUGGCGAGCUCUGGCAGUUCCUGAGCUUUGCUGAAAGGUACCCUGCCAUCAUCUAUAACAUCCUGCUGUUUGGCCUGACCAGUGCCCUGGGCCAGAGCUUCAUCUUCAUGACUGUUGUGUAUUUUGGUCCCUUGACCUGCUCUAUCAUCACUACAACUCGGAAGUUCUUCACCAUUUUGGCCUCUGUGAUCCUCUUUGCCAACCCCAUCAGCUCCAUGCAGUGGGUGGGCACUGUGCUUGUGUUCUUGGGUCUCGGUCUCGAUGCCAAGUUUGGGAAAGGAGCCAAGAAGACGUCCCACUAGGAAGAGAGACUACCUCCACCGCAGGAAUAUUUAAGUUAUUAUUUCAAAUAUUGAUAUCUCUUAGGAAAAUGGACACAAUAGGGAUAAACGACUGGGUUUGUCUGUUU
Messenger RNA from Myotis davidii, 1022 nucleotides. It is a transcript of the gene SLC35B1, whose product is annotated as solute carrier family 35 member B1. The annotation marks the transcript as partial. Gene Ontology annotation, biological process: UDP-galactose transmembrane transport. Lineage: Eukaryota; Metazoa; Chordata; Mammalia; Chiroptera; Vespertilionidae. The transcript is spliced from 7 exons. The record is from RefSeq and is a predicted model, not a curated record. Gene Ontology annotation, molecular function: UDP-galactose transmembrane transporter activity; UDP-glucose transmembrane transporter activity. Gene Ontology annotation, cellular component: endoplasmic reticulum membrane; Golgi membrane.